Messenger RNA from Trichosporon asahii var. asahii CBS 2479, 1605 nucleotides. Its product is annotated as t-complex protein 1, delta subunit (tcp-1-delta). Gene Ontology annotation, molecular function: ATP-dependent protein folding chaperone; ATP binding; ATP hydrolysis activity. Gene Ontology annotation, biological process: protein folding. Gene Ontology annotation, cellular component: chaperonin-containing T-complex. Bases 1 to 1605 code for a protein of 534 amino acids. The record is from RefSeq and is a predicted model, not a curated record. The transcript has 4 exons. Lineage: Eukaryota; Fungi; Basidiomycota; Tremellomycetes; Trichosporonales; Trichosporonaceae.
AUGGCUGCCGUCGCUUCCACCGCCGUCGCCGCUGGCCCCGGAGCUAGCAUCUCCGACUCUGCCUUCAAUGACAAGGGCAAGCCGACCGAGGUCCGUCUGUCCAACAUGAACGCCGCCAAGGCCGUUGCCGACGCUGUGCGAACGAGUCUGGGACCGAAGGGAAUGGACAAGAUGCACAUGGCUGUUCUCCACCCCGCUGCUCGUAUGGUAAGUGUAGCUUUCACUCCACGUACUGGAGUCGUAGCUGACAUCCAGCUUGUUGAGCUGUCGAAGGCGCAGGACAUCGAGGCUGGUGACGGAACGACGUCCGUUGUUGUUCUUGCCGGAAGCCUGCUGUCGCAGGCUGAGAAGCUCCUCUCGCAGGGCAUUCACCCGACCACAAUCGCCCAGUCGUUCCAGGGCGCCGCCGCCAAGGCCGUCGAGUUCCUCGAGCAAAUGUCCGUCCCUAUCGACCUGAACGACAAGGAGACUCUCAUCCGCAUUGCCGCUACCUCCCUCAACUCCAAGAUCGUCUCCCAGUACUCCCCCAUCCUUGCCCCCAUCGCUGUCGAGGCCGUCACCCGUCUCGUCGACCCGACCUCAUCAAACGUCGACCUCCGCGACAUCCGCAUCGUGAAGAAGGUUGGAGGAACGAUCGAGGACACGACGCUUGUUGAGGGUGUCGCGCUGAACCAGCCGGUCGUGUCGAGCGCUGGCGGACCGACCCGGAUGGACAAGGCGAAGAUUGGUCUGAUCCAGUUCCAGCUCUCGUCGCCGAAGCCGGACAUGGACAAUCAGAUCGUGGUUAACGACUACAGGCAGAUGGACAAGAUUCUCAAGGAGGAGCGCCAGUACAUCCUGAACCUGUGCAAGAAGAUCAAGAAGACUGGAUGCAACGUCCUCCUGAUCCAGAAGUCGAUUCUGCGCGACGCUGUCACGGACCUGUCGCUCCACUUCCUCGCCAAGCUCAAGAUCAUGGUCAUCAAGGACAUUGAGCGUGACGAGAUCCAGUUCAUCUCAAAAUCGACUGGCGCCAAGCCCGUCGCGGACAUUGAGCAGUUCACCGAGGACAAGCUGGGCGAGGCUGCGCUCGUCGAGGAGGCGGACGUUGGCGGUGCGCGUGUUGUUGAGAUCACGGGCGUCAAGCACCCGGGCAAGACGGUGUCGAUCGUGUGCACGGGCGCCAACUCGCUGGUGCUGGAGGAGUCGGAGCGUUCGCUGCACGACGCGCUGUGUGCGGUCCGUUGUCUGGUCAAGAAGCGCGCGCUGAUUGCUGGUGGUGGUGCCCCCGAGAUCCACGUCUCGCGACUGCUCACGCAGUACGCCCAGACCCUCAAGGGCAAGGAGGCGUACUGCUACCAGGCUUUCGCGGACGCGCUCGAGAUCAUCCCGACCACGCUUGCCGAGAACGCCGGUCUCAACCCCAUCGCCAUCGUCACCGAGCUCAGGAACAAGCACGCCCUCGGAGACGCCAACGCGGGCAUCAACGUCAAGAAAGGCAUUGUCUCCAACAUCACCGCCGAGCAGGUCGUCCAGCCCCUCCUCGUCACCACGAGCGCGGUCGAGCUCGCCGCUGAGACCGUCUCGCUUCUCCUCCGCUGCGACGACCUCGUCAUGGUCAGGUAG